Messenger RNA from Babesia bigemina, 912 nucleotides. Its product is annotated as pre-mRNA splicing factor 18, putative. The transcript is spliced from 6 exons. The record is from RefSeq and is a predicted model, not a curated record. Gene Ontology annotation, biological process: RNA splicing; generation of catalytic spliceosome for second transesterification step. NCBI's taxonomy places the organism in Eukaryota, Apicomplexa, Aconoidasida, Piroplasmida, Babesiidae. Gene Ontology annotation, cellular component: U2-type post-spliceosomal complex; U5 snRNP; U4/U6 x U5 tri-snRNP complex. The coding region runs from base 1 to 912 and encodes 303 amino acids.
AUGCGGGCGCUGUUUGACGCAAUCCACCAAAAGAAGCAGAAGGUAGAAGCUCUCAAAAAGGAGAACCAGCAGUGGAUACGGAAGGCGGACGAAAUCGUCUCGGAGAAGAAGAGAGCGGAGGAAGACCUACACCAAGGGCUACAGCGUAAAAAAGGAUGCAUAGAGAAACAGAUAGAGAAUCUUAGCGCCUGCUACUUUGCUACCCUCAACAAGGAGGCGAAGAACAGCGGCCAUGCUGCAGUGGAAGAGGCAAAAGAGGUGCCGGAUGCCGAAAUAAUCAAGCAUCUUAGGAGCCAUAUGCAGCCGGCGUUGCUGUUUGGGGAAACGAAAGAGCAGAGGUUCAAACGGCUAUACGAAGUGCGGCUGAAGAACAAUAUCACCAAGCACAAUCAGAAUGUGUUUGUGGAGACCAUAAUAGGCCGUAGCAGAAUCGGAGGGUGGAUCUCAAAAAUGUUGAAGCAAUGGCAACAGGAGGUCAUCGCGAAGAGAGAAGAAGACCUGCAGCAGGGGAAUAUCGCAGAAGCGAAGCGGCGGGAUGCGAUGCUGGCUCAGACGAAAAAGGACCUCCAGCCCCUGGUGCGGCUGCUGAAGACCCAGACACUUGAGGAAGACACACUCCAUAAAAUAUACAAAGUUGUUGAGUGUUGCGAAAAGGGGGAAUAUAAGGAGGCUCAUGAUGCGUACAUGAUACUCGCCAUCGGUAACGCCGCAUGGCCCAUGGGAGUCACCAUGGUGGGAAUCCACGAACGCGCUGGCCGCUCAAAGAUUUGCACCUCGGAGGUAGCCCAUAUACUUAACGACGAGACCACAAGAAAAUACAUCCAAAUGAUCAAGCGGCUGCUCUCGUUCGAUCAGAAGACGGCGCCAGUGGACCCGUCCAAACUGGUGCAGAUAUCGACAUCGCAUAUAUAG